GUGACGCCUUGUAGAUGUUGCACUUUUACGCCAAACUUCAAACACGCUAUUCCCUAAUAAUCAAUAGCACGUCUUUUUACUUCUUCUAGACAUGGAAUGCAAUAAGUGGAUUAUUUGUGUCCUAAUCCUUCCUUUAUGCUGUUUUACUUUUUUCCCGAAAAUCACUGCCCAAUUUCCGAAAAAAGAAAAAUUCCACGCUGUGAAUGGUGAGGUUCCUCACAUUCGAUGUGAGACGUGUCAAAAAGCAGUGAAACAUCUUUAUAGAAGGACAAGCGAAAUGAGGGAGAAAUCACCGAGGAAAAAGGUUGAAGAAGACAAAAUCAUAGAGCUAGUUGAGGCCUCUUGUAAUCCUGAUAAGGAAGAAGGUGAAUGGAUAUCAAAGUUUGACAUAGUUAAGAAAGGAGACUCCUUGCAACUCUCUGAAAAGGAAGUCUUUGGCAGAUGCAAGCAAGAGUGUAGAACUAUUGCAAAAGCCUGUGAGGAAACCAUCAGUGAAGUGGAUACAGAUCUUGCUGAGAUGAUUUGGCAAAAUAAGUUAUCCUUAUCAAAACUAACAAAUAAAAUCUGUCAUUCUAUGUCAAAGGCUUGCACUAAAAAAGCACAAAACUUGAAAAUCGACAAGAGAUUUGAUGAAGAAUUUGAGGCCAUGUCUGAAGAUGAGAGAAAUGCUGAUAAGAUAAUGAAACAGAUGAGGGGUGUCCCUGGUAUGCCAGGUAUGGAGAUGUACUCACGUGAGGAUAUUGCCAAGGCAAGGGAUGCCAUGAUGGAGCAGAAAGAAGAGCCGAAGGAGCUGCCCAUUGAUGACGAGGGGCUGAUUUAUGAGGGCGAGGGGGUCAGCUUUAUGCAAAUGGCCAGAGACUGUGCACGCCGCUUCUGGGUGUGGUUCAAGGCCUUAUUUGCAUUUUUUUCAAAGAAGCAUGAAUUAUGACAGGUUUUUUUAUGAAAUGGUGUUACCAUGUUUUGGGAAAGCGCCUUUUUAACAAAUUUCGCUAAAUGGGUGAGGGUUGAGGUAUGUUAGCUUAAAGCAUACAGUUUUUGAACUCGCGAUCAAACCCCUCCUGCUUCUAUCACCUUGCUUUUUCUUUCUUUAAAUAUUCUGACCAUACCUCUGAAUCCAUUCAUUGAAUUUGGAGGUACUUCUUGUUUUUGCUUUUCUAGCCAAACCAAAGGAGUAAGGAGAUAAUAACAAUCAAUUUUGAACUCGUCAUGUAAGCAGGCGGCACUUUUGUCCCUAACAUUUUAGCUGCUAUCGAAAUAAAAUUAAUCAAUUUAA
Nematostella vectensis (starlet sea anemone) is the source of this 1273-nucleotide messenger RNA. RefSeq lists its product as uncharacterized. The transcript is spliced from 3 exons. The coding region runs from base 92 to 928 and encodes 278 amino acids. The record is from RefSeq and is a predicted model, not a curated record. Lineage: Eukaryota; Metazoa; Cnidaria; Anthozoa; Actiniaria; Edwardsiidae.